AUGGGUUUGCGUUUCAUGUUUGAGUACAACUCCAAAUCCAUAAUUUUCUUGGAUGUGACCUUAAAAGGUAACGAGGAUAGUACUAUUGUCUCUGAUGUGUACCGCAAACCGAUAUCAGGAAACACCCUCCUACAUGCCAACAGCUGCCACCCGGAGCAUGUUAGAUAUGCAGUGGCCAAAGGCCAGUUUACGAAACUUAAACGUAACUGCAGCAAUUCCUCUGACUACACUGUGGCGGCUGAUGACCUAGAGAGGAGGCUACGAGAUAGAAAAUACUCGAGAAGGGAUAUUGCAAGGGCACGAAAGGAGAAGCAUUUUGCUCUUUUGGCAGCAGAUGAUGGGUUGCAGGAUGUGGUUAAGAAAGGAUUAAGAUGCUCCUAUCGCAAGAGUCCCACACUGGGGUCACGGCUAGCACCUACUCAACUUAAACAGAUUGGCAAUUCUACUAGCUCAUGGCUAAAGCAUCCUGGAUUUAUUUUAUUGAAAGGAAUAGAUAUAGGCCUCUUUAUGAAGAAAUGCAAGGCUGUUGAAGUAGGAACCCGUCUGGAUGUGGUGUCAUUGCCAGAUGUCCCCAACCAAGUACUCUACACUAUUGGAAGUUGUAUUCUUAUAAUUGGCUCUGUUGGCAUAAUAGGGAACCUGUUAGUUCUGUAUGCAUUUUACAGUAACAAGAAGCUCCGGACAGCACCAAACUACUUUAUAAUGAAUUUAGCAGUCAGCGAUUUCCUUAUGUCAGCUACCCAGGCUCCAAUUUGCUUCAUUAACAGCUUUCACAGAGAGUGGAUACUUGGAAGAAUAGGCUGUAAUGCCUACGCAUUUUGUGGCGCACUGUUUGGGAUAACGUCUAUGAUGACUCUAAUGGCUAUUUCUAUUGAUCGCUAUCUGGUUAUCACCAAACCUCUCCAAUCUAUGCAGUGGUCUUCCAAAAAACGUACAUCUCAGGUUAUUGUUCUUGUCUGGAUGUAUUCAUUGAUAUGGAGCUUAGCGCCUUUAUUUGGUUGGAGCUCUUAUGUACCAGAAGGUUUAAUGAUAUCCUGUACAUGGGACUAUACAUCACCAUCUAUUUCUAAUCGAAGUUACACCAUGAUGUUAUGUUGCUGUGUGUUCUUUAUUCCACUCCUUGUGAUAUUUAACUGUUAUUUACUCAUGUUCCUGGCAAUAAGAAGUACAGGAAGGAAUGUUGAAAAGCUUGGAUCAUGUGGACGGCAUUCCUUUUUACCACCAUCUAUAAAAAAUGAAUGGAAAAUGGCAAAGAUCGCUUUUGUUAUCAUUAUUGUCUUUGUGCUGUCUUGGUCUCCCUAUGCUUGUGUCACUUUAAUUGCAUGGGCUGGACACGGGAAAACCUUAACUCCAUAUUCCAAGACAGUGCCUGCAGUUAUUGCUAAAGCAUCUGCAAUUUAUAAUCCUAUUAUUUAUGGAAUUAUUCAUCCAAAAUACAGAGAAACCAUCCACAGAACAGUGCCUUGUCUACGCUUUCUCAUUAAGGUAUCAAAAAAGGAUUGUAUGUCUAAUUUUGAGUAUUCAGUUAGAGGCUCGGUCUACGGUCGCCCGGCAGUAGCCUUGAAGAAAAAAAACAGCUGUGUCUCAACAAUAUCUGCUGCCGAAACUCCAGCCAGGUUUGGGGUUUCUUCCACGGAUCCGUUUUCAUCAACAUGGAUCGAAGAUUCUGGUUGCUCCUAUGCACCACUCUUGGUGGUGAUGAUCCGUGGAAGAAACCCCAAACCUGGCUGGCUAAUGCCAAGCCAGGAUGUUUCAAGUGUGGUGAUGAGUGAUGUGGAGCAGGAUCUAGUAUACAGGAGUAUACAUAUUCAGCGAAGCAGCUCUUUCUCACUGAGUCACAAGCCAGAACAAAAGGAAGACAAAAUAAUAAAGUCCUGGAGUUGUAACACUUUACCUGAACAAAAGUUUUUACCAACAUUAUGUCAAUUUGAAAAUCCACUUAGAAGAUCUGAAAAACAAAGCCCUCAAGAAUUUCUCCUUUCCAGUACACUGAAUACAGUUUCCUACCCAAUUGGUUUUGAAAAUAUUUCUAAAGAUGAUGUGACAAAUUUCACAAAGCUAACAUCCCAUGGAGGAGAUGUUACCGCAGGGUUGGACUGGAUUAUUCAUGCUACAAUCCCACACAUAGUCAUUAUUCCAAGCUCGGAGAGCAACAUCUCUGAAGGACAAGAGGCGCAUGAAAAUGGUGUUGAUGAAAUUGAAAAAGAAGAGGAUGAUGAGGAUUUUUUUAAAUUUCAUGUUGACACUACUUUAUUGGACCUUGAUGGAUUAACUUCAUCUAGUGAUCUUCUUGAAGUUGUUGAGAGGUUUUUAUCCAAAUAA
Molecule: messenger RNA, 2322 nt
Organism: Bombina bombina (fire-bellied toad)
Lineage: Eukaryota; Metazoa; Chordata; Amphibia; Anura; Bombinatoridae
Product: melanopsin-B-like
Exons: 13
Coding region: 1-2322 (773 amino acids)
Biological process (GO): G protein-coupled receptor signaling pathway; visual perception
Cellular component (GO): membrane
Molecular function (GO): G protein-coupled receptor activity
Source: RefSeq, a predicted model, not a curated record